Venturia canescens is the source of this 1977-nucleotide messenger RNA. It is a transcript of the gene PheRS-m, whose product is annotated as Phenylalanyl-tRNA synthetase, mitochondrial. The record is from RefSeq and is a predicted model, not a curated record. Gene Ontology annotation, biological process: phenylalanyl-tRNA aminoacylation. The coding region runs from base 238 to 1536 and encodes 432 amino acids. The transcript is spliced from 4 exons. Gene Ontology annotation, molecular function: tRNA binding; phenylalanine-tRNA ligase activity; ATP binding. Lineage: Eukaryota; Metazoa; Arthropoda; Insecta; Hymenoptera; Ichneumonidae. Gene Ontology annotation, cellular component: mitochondrion; cytoplasm.
GAGCAGCUCAAACAGCACAUGCUAUGUGAACAGAACUAGGCGAUUGGUUGAAAUUUUUUCUGCUCGUGUGCAUAUACACCAAUACACACAUUACACCAUAACCUCAAAAUUUGACUCAAACCGUCGGAAAUGUAUAUACCAAAGAUAUUUUAAAUGAUGGAAGUUGAAAAAUAGAAUUCGGGUAAUAACUGGUAAACAGAAAAUACACGUGAUUGAAUAAAAUCAUUACGAUACGAAAUGUUGGUACACACACGUAAUUUUCCGAAACUGUUAUUGGGCUCACGGUUUUUUUCAAUCGCCCCAAAGGCCAAUAAAUUCCCACCAUCAAUAAAGCUUCUGGGCAAAAAAUAUCCUACAGAUGAUUGGACGAAUGUGACAAAAAAUGUUGUAGCGAAAUUGGGUAGGAAUUUGCACAUUACACCUUUCCACCCGCUGUCACAUGUGAGACAAAGGAUCGUCAACUAUUUUUACAAUUCGUAUCGCAAUCGUUGUGGGAACCCAAUAUUCAGUGUCUUUGACAAUUUGAAUCCAGUUGUGAGUGUCAACCAAAACUUUGAUUCGUUGCUCGUUCCUGAGAAUCAUUCGAGUCGCAACAAGAGCGACUGUUAUUAUAUCAACAAAGAUACUUUGUUGAGAGCGCACACAACGGCUCAUCAGUCUGAACUAAUAUCUAUGGGAUUGAAUAAUUUUCUCGUCAUCGGCGACGUUUAUAGGCGUGAUGAAAUUGACUCCACUCAUUAUCCCAUUUUUCAUCAAGUGGAUGCCGUCAGACUUUGUACCUCUGACGAAGUGUUUGAAAAUGUCAAAGAUGUCAAUGGGCUACAAUUGUUUCAACACGGAGAUGAAGAAAGCCCUGAGAAGCAAAGUUCUCACAGCUUGGAAGCUGUGAAAAUUAUGGAACACGAGUUAAAAACCAUUUUGAUCGGUUUGGCACACGAAAUAUUUGGCCAUGAUAUUAAAACGCGUUGGGUCGAUCAAUAUUUUCCUUUUACACACCCGUCAUGGGAACUGGAGGUAUUUUUCAAUGACAAAUGGAUCGAAGUACUAGGCUGUGGGAUUAUGAGACAAGAAAUUGUAGAAAGAUCUGGAGCAAGCAAUCGAAUCGGGUGGGCUUUCGGUCUCGGCCUCGAACGACUCGCAAUGGGCUUGUACAAUAUUCCGGAUAUACGAUUAUUUUGGUCCAAGGACUCGGGAUUUUUGAACCAAUUCAAAGUGGAGGAUCCCAAAACUCCUAUUCAGUACAAGCCUGUUAGCAUAUAUCCACCUUGUACAAACGACUUGAGUUUCUGGUUACCCGAAAACGGGGAUUAUUCGUCGAACGAUUUUUACGCAAUUGUCCGUGAAAUAGCUGGCGAUUGUAUCGAACAAAUAGAGUGUAUCGAUAAAUUUACCCAUCCAGGAACCAAGAGAACAUCUCAUUGUUACCGAAUAGUUUAUCGACACAUGGAAAAAACUAUGAGACAAACUGAGGUCAACAUUAUUCACAAUAAAAUUGCAAAGGCAGUUACGAAUGAACUGAACGUUGUUGUGAGAUAAUUUAACUAUUAAAUUAUUGUAAAUUUAUAAAUACUCCAUACACUGGCAUUUUGACUUUGGUUCGAUUCCAAAAUUUCUGUACGAGUUUUUACGUCCAAGAUGGUUCGACGCACAGAGAUUCGGAAAAAUAUUAUUUCCAAAUGCAAAUUGUUUAGAGGGGAAUAAAUUCUCAACAUUUUCGCGACAAUCUACACUUUUAUUGUCUUUCCGAAAUAGCGAAGGGUAAACGAUUUUUUAUGAGAAUGGUUUCAACAUUUCUUUGAGCUUUAAUCGUACUUUCAUUUUUGUUCUCGCAACUCGCGAUUGAAAAUCAUAAAAAAAAAUUUCAUGGAUAUGACCAAUGAAAAAUUAAUGUAAGUAUGAAUACGUAAUAAAUUUAAAAAAAAUGCUUUGUAGAUAUAUUCGAAUCGAAUCGAAGGAAAAUAAAGUGUUUCUACUAAA